Messenger RNA from Euleptes europaea (tarantolino), 854 nucleotides. RefSeq names its product claudin-22-like. Bases 78 to 746 code for a protein of 222 amino acids. The record is from RefSeq and is a predicted model, not a curated record. Gene Ontology annotation, biological process: bicellular tight junction assembly; cell adhesion. Lineage: Eukaryota; Metazoa; Chordata; Lepidosauria; Squamata; Sphaerodactylidae. Gene Ontology annotation, cellular component: plasma membrane; bicellular tight junction. Gene Ontology annotation, molecular function: structural molecule activity. The transcript has a single exon.
CAUAUAAGGUAGCAGUUCUUAUAGAAUUGGCAGAUAAGCCUUUCCAGCCCUUGCAGUUUCAGGGUUCUGCCCUUCGAAUGGCUUUAGAGUACAGAACGAUGCUGCAGUUAGCUGGCAUUUUACUUUGUUUGUUGGGAUGGGUGUUAACCUGUCUCACUACCUACUUACCUCAGUGGAAAAACCUCAACCUAGAACUGAACGAACUGGAGAUCUGGACAAUGGGACUCUGGCAAGCGUGUGUGAUCCAAGAAGAAGGGGGAAUGCAGUGCAAGGAAUUUGAUUCUUUUCUGGCUUUGCCACCCGAGCUCAAAAUGUGUAGGAUUCUGAUGUUUGUAUCAAAUGGCUUAGGAUUGUUGGGCCUCCUGCUCUCAGGUUUUGGACUGGACUGCUUAAAGGUUGGUGAACAACAACUGAAUCUUAAGAGGAGGCUACUGCUGUUUGGAGGAGUCAUCUUCUGGAUAUCAGGAAUAACGGCCAUAAUCCCAGUUUCAUGGGUCGCUCACAUGAUUGUGCAGGAAUUUUGGGAUGAGAGCAUUCCAGACAUUGUUCCCAGGUGGGACUUGGGAGAAGCACUGUUUGUAGGCUGGUUUGCUGGAUUCUGCCUCAUCUUUGGCGGCUCACUGAUGAAUUGCAUGGUCUGCUCAACGGAUGUUCAUCCAUCCUCGCUUCAUUAUACCAUGGCAGAAGAGCAAGACACCUGUCAACGCUCAAAACGUGUCAACAGACCCAAAAGCCUGCGAGUUUGAGAAGACAGAAAGGCUUCUUUUUCUUUUCAGACUCUUACAAAAUGCCAGACAAAACUUUCCUCAAAUUAACAUUCAAGGGACACUUUGUUCCUCUGCCGAUUCAUUACU